Molecule: messenger RNA, 2790 nt
Organism: Anopheles darlingi
Lineage: Eukaryota; Metazoa; Arthropoda; Insecta; Diptera; Culicidae
Product: ATP-dependent DNA helicase DDX11
Exons: 3
Coding region: 1-2766 (921 amino acids)
Biological process (GO): establishment of sister chromatid cohesion; nucleobase-containing compound metabolic process
Cellular component (GO): nucleus
Molecular function (GO): DNA helicase activity; ATP binding; hydrolase activity, acting on acid anhydrides, in phosphorus-containing anhydrides
Source: RefSeq, a predicted model, not a curated record
AUGGUGAAUUUUAAACCAGAAAAGGAUCUGCAGCCACCGAAUAGUGGAGAGGAGUUUGCGUUUCCCUUUCCGCCGUACGAGAUACAGUUAGAUUUUAUGAAAUCCCUUUACGGAGUGCUGCAGAGCGGCGGAAUCGGUAUCUUCGAGAGCCCCACCGGAACGGGUAAAUCGCUCAGCUUAACCUGCGGCUCGUUGACCUGGUUGAAAGAUUUUGAACGUUUGCUGGAAGAAGAACUGGGUAGCAAAAUCGCCCAGUUGCGAACAGAAAUCGCGGCUUUGGAGAAGGAGAAUGAGGUGGCCAGCGAUUGGAUUACAGGCCAAUACAACGCGAUGGGGCAACGGAAGGAACUCGGAGAGCUCUUGCUCUGCAAAACGGCUCUAGAGGAAUACAAAAAGCGCUUGCAGGCUAUGAAGGAAAAGGCCACCGUGCUGAAGAAACGCUGGAGUACGGCAAAGGAUGGGGAUGGUGCGUUAAAGACAGAACCCUGGCAACAGGACGUUAUAGCUGAUGAGGAUGAGUUUCUGAUAGCGGACGACAGUGAUAGUGAUGAUAGUGGUGAUGAACGCCGCGAGUCCGAAAAGGAACCCGAUCGAUACCGGCCUGUGCAGAUUGUAUUUUGUAGCCGAACGCACUCCCAACUAUCGCAGGUGGUGGGAGAAGUGAAAGGCACCCAGCAUGCCAAAGAACUGCGCCUGGCAUCGUUGGCGUCACGCCAGAGUCUCUGCAUCAAUCCUGAUGUGCGCAAACUUAAAAGCAACACGCUAAUCAACGAGCGUUGCCUGGAACUGUUGAAGAAAGGCGGCAAAGGUAAAGCGGGCACCGAAGGAGGAGAGGAGAACAGUGGAACUAAGAAGCGUCGGAAAAUCGCACAGAGUUGUCCUUACUACAAUCAACGCGCGAUCGAAGGACUGAAGAAUGGAACCCUUUUCGAGGUGCCAGAUAUUGAGGAUCUGGUGAAGGCUGGCAAACGAGAGAAGGCCUGUCCGUAUUACGCUUCGCGAGCUGCCGUACCCGAUGCACAGCUCUUGAUGGUUCCAUAUCAAUUGAUUUUACAUCGUCGUACACGCCAACAGUCUGGUAUCGAUCUCCAUGGUUCGAUCCUGAUUAUCGACGAAGCGCACAAUCUGCUCGACACGAUUGCUGCGAUUCACAGCCAGGAGUUGACCCACGAACAGUUACAGCAAGUGAAGAUGCAACUAGCAGCAUAUAAAGCACGCUACUUUGCACGAUUUUCCACCAAAAAUUUGCUUCGUAUCAAUCAGUUAAUCUUUAUAGCGACAAGAUUAGGGAAACUGCUUUCCCCAGAUGUAAAACAGAAUGCAGCCUCAGAACAGAGCACGGGCACCAAUGUACGAUCAUCACGAAUGAUCCAAACUCAAGAUCUGCUGCUUGAGACAGACACUUUCAAUCUGGAUUUCACAGAAAUAAUUGCGUUCUGUGAACGCUCACGUAUAGCCCAGAAGGUGCAUGGGUUCGCUCAAAGCGCACCACCAGAAAUAUUGGCACAAAGUGCUGCACCGGCCAUCAAUCGGCCGAAGGUAGGCAGCACCUCAAAAGAGGUUACAAGUUCAAUGAAAUCACUCUUGAAAUCAUUGGAAGAGAAACAAAAGCAAAAGAAGCUACAAUCUCAGAAGAAAUUACGUGAAAGGCGAUCGGAAAAUAAAGCAUCGGAACAGGAAAAUGUAAAAGAAUCUCCACAGAAAAUGGUGUCCAACGUCAUUCGUCCGUUGAUCAAUUUCAUCGAAUGCCUCAUCGAAGGAAACAGCGGAGAUGGGCGUGUGUUGCUAAGCUACAACGCAAAGGAACCCGUCCAAUCGAGCAUGAAAUUCCUUCUGCUGAACCCGGGUGCUAGAUUUGAAGAGAUUGUGCAAAGUUGCCGAUCGGUCGUGUUGGCAGGUGGAACAAUGAAACCGACAGAGGAAUUGACGGAGCAAGUGUUUCAGAAUUGUCCGGAACGAGUUACGAUUAAAAGCUAUCCACAUGUCGUACUACCGGACGCUGUACUUCCGAUCGCACUCGCACGUGGACCAUCGGGGAAGGAUUUUCUUUUUAACUACGCCAAUCGACAGGAUCAGCAACUGCUUGACGAACUUCAGUCUACCUUGAUGAACCUGUGCUACGUCGUCCCGAACGGUAUCGUAGCGUUCUUCAGCUCCUACGAGUAUCUCGAGCAGUUCUGCAAGCGACUCGAGGACUCUGGCAAUCGAGCCCGUAUGGAAGAACGGAAACGAAUCUUCCGUGAGCCUCGCACCACUGGACAGGUCGAGCGGAUAUUGUCCGAGUAUGCGCAGGCAGCAAAAUCGACCACCGGGGCUCUAUUGUUGAGUGUCGUCGGAGGUAAGCUUAGUGAAGGUUUAAAUUUUUCGGAUGAACUUGGCCGAUGUGUGGUGGUGAUUGGAUUGCCCUAUCCUAAUCGCACUAGUCCGGAGCUAGUGGAACGGAUGCGUUAUCUCGAUCGAACUCUUGCCAAACAAUCGCCUACGGCCAAUACGGCUGGAAACGAAUAUUACGAGAAUCUGUGUAUGAAAGCGGUCAAUCAGUGCAUUGGACGAGCCGUGCGACAUAUACGCGAUUAUGCAGCCGUGGUGUUGCUUGAUGUACGGUACUGUACAGGUACAGAGUCGUCCAUCCGCAGGAAGCUGCCUAGCUGGAUCUCCGAUCAGAUGGUUUGUGCUGAUCGCUAUGGUCAGGCACAUGGUAGUUUGGUGAAGUUCUUCCGUGACCAUAAAACAGAGCGUACCAAGGAGGCACAGGAAAGCCAGUAGAAGGCUCUGUGAAGGACCGGUGCA